CAAAUUUGCCUAAAAAUCAUCUCAGCCCUGGAGUAUUCCAUUAAACUGCUUGAGAAUUUUAUAAAUUUUUUAAAGGAUUUAGCCCAAAAACACAAAACCAUGAAAUUUUCCAAAUCACAAGGCCAUAUUUGGUGAAUUUCUCGACCCUAUCUCCCUUAUGCCCCACCCCCAAAAAUGAAAAUUUUGAAAAAUUUUGGCGCCUAAAAAUCAUUUUACCCUUAGAGCAUUUUGUUAAACUGCUUGAAAAUCAUUUUUAAACCGAUUUUAUAGCUUUUUAUGCGAAUUUAGCCCAAAAAGAUGAAAUUUGCGGACCCCCCUUUGAACCAGUCUGGCGGGGCUUCAGCAGCACUUUAGGGUUGGCAGACCUACAUAUUCGGAUUCAGCGCGAAAAAUUCUAUAAUUUAGCACCAAUUUGAGCAAUCAGUUUUCUCGGCCAAAAGUUCAAAAAAAAUGCGAACUUUCAAGCUUUCGCUGAGCUUUAAAGCAGCAGCUGCGGAUUGGCAGACCAAGUGAUUUUAAAAGAGGGGUAUGUAAUUAUGUAUACUAACUUUUCAGACUAGUCCCAGCUUUCAGUUAUUUCGGGACAAUCGCAAUGGUAUAGCUCUUUUACUAGGUAUAAUAAUAAAGCUUCAAAAAAUUGGUCAUAAGGUAGGUAGAGGGUAGGUACUAAAAAGGUAGGUCAGGAUGUCUAACGGUCAUGAAAGUCAUGAAAAGUCAUGAAUUCUGCUCGAAACACACAUGGAAGUUUUUGAAAAAGCCCAUAAAAUAAAACAAAAAUUAUUCAAAAAAAAAAUAGAAAAAUAAAAAAACUGAAAUACUUACCUACUUGCUUGAAAAUUAAAAAAAUGUCCUCACAGUUUCAAGUUAUGUAUUUAUUCAUUUAGGGGAAGGGGGUAUUUUCAUGCGGUAAAAAACUUAAAAAUAAUAUGAAAAAUGGGUCACGAAAAGGAAAAAGUUAUGAUUUUUUGUCUGGGACUAUUUUAGACACCCUGUAGGUACGACGCAUUGUCCUUCUAGUUGAAUUGAAGGCGCCAAGGUCAACGUUUCGUUUUGGCUGGUGGUGAUGGUGGUAAUUACUUCUGGAAAUAUCUACGCACUAAUCACGUUUUGAUUGUCGAUAGUUGUCGAACAUAACCGAAUAUUUGCCUUUUUCUGUCGAGUAUGGCAAAGUGAAAAGUUUGUAGGUAUUCUCUUUCGUGUAAUCGUUUUCAUUCGCGUCUUGCUUCUCUCGCAAAUCAUGCAGGUUCUCAAUGCCUUUUGUAGAUGGGUAGAGCUACCUGCAUUUAUGUGAGUUUAAUCGGUGUUUAAUAUAUUUCUUAUGAGAUAAUUUUUCAUGAUAAUUAUAGUGAAGAUCAACUUGAAUUGACAUUUUUUUGUUCUAUUAUCUACGUUGAAAUAUAUACGGUUUUUCUGAGUUGGUUGGUGUCCACUAAAAUUAGACAUUGCGAAUAGAAUCAAAGUACGAGUAUGUUUAUUGUGUUUGUGUUCAAUUACGCCACACACAUCACGUAGCUGAAGAGAGGGAAGUGUUAUCUCAGCAGUUUAGAUAUGGAUAAACCCCCGUUAUUACCUUACCAUCCCGAAGUGGAUACUUACGGUUCCAGAACACUUGAAACCGAAUCUGGUCAAAUAAUUACGUUCGAUGAAGCCUUCCAUAAUGCGGAAUAUGUCAAAAAAGCUCUCGAUCGCGAAUCUGAGGACGUUCCGAUAGAAUUUACGAUGUUUGUUUUGCGCAAAAUGGCUGUGAAGGAAAAAGAUUUUCGCAGUUUUCAGGCAGCACUUCCGCCACAAGCUUACGAAUAUUUGGAAAAAUUAAUUGGAUCAGAUGCUUGCCACAUGAACCAGGUUCAUUCUAAGAGUACCUAUAAGAAUGGAAAACCUAGCUCUUUUCGAGGAGCAUUGACGAAAAUUUUCUGUAAAAAAGUCAUCUGUAACGUCGCCAAAAAUCAGAAAGACGCACAUUACGAUAGAUUAGCCGCAAUAUUCCCUUUCAAAGUGUCUAAGGAUGUUCCCAAGGGCGAAUUGAAGAUUUUCGAGAAAUUUGACGACGAUUUUUACGCAGAGGUGCAAUUUUUUUUAAACCGACAUUUUGAAAAUGUCGACGCGCGUAAGAUGAGCGAGCUUUUUUUGCUCAAUAUUUGGAAUUUUCGAUUGAAAUAUUUUCCCGCCAAAUUACUGUUGGAAAGAUUGGAAAAUCCUGGAGUUCAACAUGAUGAUUAUUUGAGCAAGUUUCCUCGAUUGCAUCCAGGUGGAGUUGAUCAGUUCAAAUUUCUGUAUCGAGAGUUCACCAAUGCGAUGAAGGAAAACGAAAUUUAUGAGAAUUGCGAUAAAUAUUUCCAAACGUUACCUGAAACAUGUUAUGCUUUUGCCGAUUUGUAUUCGUUCUUCGUUGAGGAUUGCGAUGACGAAUAUUUCCAAACGUUACCUGAAAAAAAUUUUGAGGAUUUGUAUUCGUUCUUCGAGCACGAAAAUUUUUUUGAUAAUAAUCGUUCGGUUUAUAUGAGAAGAUUCAGAAAAUAUUUGUUUUUCUUCGUUCACGCUUUAUCAAUGCAUCCAAUUCCAAAUCCUGUGUUCUUUAUCGACGAUUUGUUAUUCGAAUGCUUAAAAAGCUUAAGAAGAUACAAAACAUGCGAAGAAUACGUUUUCAUGAGAGACGAUUUGACGAGAAUAACAAUUUUGCACUACAGAAUGGACUUAGAUAGAUCAGAAAGUUGUGGACAAUAUUACUUGAAUAAUGAUACAUUGGAACGUAUAAAAAAUUACAUUUUGAAAUCCGUCGUCGGCGGCGAUCCAGCCACAAAGAAUCCUCAACUAAAUGUCAAAUAUAAAACCGAUUUACUCACUUGGAUGCCUUUCCGUACCGAUGAUGACUGUUUUAAUGUAUGUUAUUCGAGUAAUUGCGAGUAUGAAACUCGUAUAAAGGAUUUCUUGGAACGUGUGCUGUGUAGUGUGCUGUGUCCUGACAACGAGCCAGUAAAAUGCAUCGUUGGUUAUAAUGCCUUCAAAGGAAUUGAACUCCGAUAUUAUUUACCAAACGAUAUCGAAUCUCUGAGAAAUUUUAUACGUCUAUGCAGUACGUGCGAUGUUACUAAUGAACCUUUGAAUGAUCCAAAUAAUGUUUAUAUUUGGAAAACUUUCCGGAAGUUUAUAGAAACUGAAUGUAAACGAUCAACUAUAAUUGAAGAUGACGAAUAGCAGGAAAACGUAGCGAUAAUUUUUGUGAUUUUUUUUCAAUUUUUAUUAGUGUACCUACUUUGUAUUUUAAUUUUAUGUAUUUAUUCAUUUGUGUUUUAAAUGGUAUUUAAUUUUAGAUAUUUUUUGUUCCUUUUUGAAUUAUUAUGUUUUUUCAUUACCUACUUUUAUAACUCUUCUGCAUGGUUUUG
Planococcus citri (citrus mealybug) is the source of this 3383-nucleotide messenger RNA. RefSeq lists its product as uncharacterized. The transcript has 2 exons. The record is from RefSeq and is a predicted model, not a curated record. The coding region runs from base 1549 to 3195 and encodes 548 amino acids. NCBI's taxonomy places the organism in Eukaryota, Metazoa, Arthropoda, Insecta, Hemiptera, Pseudococcidae.